Molecule: messenger RNA, 1540 nt
Organism: Lingula anatina
Lineage: Eukaryota; Metazoa; Brachiopoda; Lingulata; Lingulida; Lingulidae
Product: sodium-dependent glucose transporter 1A
Biological process (GO): transmembrane transport
Molecular function (GO): D-glucose transmembrane transporter activity
Source: RefSeq, a predicted model, not a curated record
UCAAAUUCUCUUCGCCAACAUGAGCACUACAGAGCCGAGGUGUAUAAGUGCUGCAGUAGGAAAGGAUUCCUGUCGAUGCAGUAAGGGCAGACGCUAUACGACAGUUUCCCUUUGUAUUUCAUUUCUGGCACUGGGCACUUGUAUAGCUAUCCCCGGCCCUACUUUGAUUGAUUUGAGAGAACAGGUCCAAACUUCAGUGGAAUCAAUCACAUAUGCCAUAAGCGGCCGAUCAGCUGGAUCAAUGGUUGGCUCCAUACUUGGCGGAUUCCUCUACGACCACAUGAACCAUCACCUAUUUUUGAGUGUGAUCAUGAUCCUGACGUGUGUUGUUACGGUUCUAAUUCCAUUCACAAAACAUCUUUCUUGGUUGGCUGUAUGUUUGGCAUUGCAGGGGGUAACAACUGGUUGUUUAGAUACAGGUGGAAGUGCCCUCUGUGUCAACAUUUGGGGGAAAGAAAAUGGACCUUACAUGCAAGCUUUGCACUUUACGUUCGGUAUUGGGGCUCUUUUGGCACCAGUAAUAGCCGAACCCUUUUUAUCGAAAAGAAUGAGUAUAGGCGAUAAUGAAACAUCCACGUGGAUUUUACCUAAUGACACUUCAGUGGGACAUGGUGAGGACGAAUCCCUCUCGAGAAACAAUAUGGCCAGUGUGGCAAUGGAGCUUCCAAACGAUACAGCUCUUUCGAUUCAUGAUGAUAACAGAAACGAAACACUCAUUUUGAAUACGAGAGAAAUGUGGACAGAAACAGAUAUUGCAUAUGCUUAUAUUGUCACUGCAACACUGCUAUUGUGUUCUGGUGGGCUUUUUAUGGUAACCUGUAUUCAAGAACAAAGUUGUUUCUCCUGGAAAAGACAAGAUGCCAAAAAAAGAAAAGGAAGUGAAGCGGUUCGAAACGAUCCCAUAAUCUUUAAGGGCGUGUUUUUGGUCCUUAUGGCGUUCUUCUAUCUUUUGUAUGUUGGCCUUGAAUUAAGUUUCUCUGCUCUUGUGACAACCUUUGGAUUCAGAAUUUUGAACUGGCCCAAACCUAAGGCAGCACACCUGACCACGGUUUUCUGGGGCUUGAUGUCUACGUCAAGAGGUUUUUCUAUCUUGUUGUCAAAAUUUGUGAGUUCAACAAUUAUGAUUGCAACAGACCUUGCACUGAUUGUCGUUGCUAUGUUACUGUUGACAUUUCUGAUUGGCAAACAUGAGAUUGUGAUGUGGUUGUGUACAGCAUUAUAUGGGUUAGGGAUGGGUUCUUUGUUUGCCGCCGGAAUAUCAUGGGCAGAAAGAUAUAUUCAUGUGACUGGAAAAACUACGAUUAUGUUUUACGUGGGAUCUUGUGUAGGAAAGUUAGGUUUCCCGCCAAUUUUUGGCUACUUCUUUCCUAUUAACGGAAUGUAUUUUGUGUAUAUAAUGCUCGGUGGUGCAAUUGGUAAGGUUUGCCUGUUUCUUAUACUGUAUGUGCUCGCACAUAAGCAAGGUGAAAGAUACAUACCUGUGUGCCAGAAACAAGAGGAUCUUGACAAUACACUCCCCAUAAGCACAACAAAAUUGUAA